Messenger RNA from Leucoraja erinaceus (little skate), 3480 nucleotides. Its product is annotated as SH3 and multiple ankyrin repeat domains protein 1-like. Lineage: Eukaryota; Metazoa; Chordata; Chondrichthyes; Rajiformes; Rajidae. Gene Ontology annotation, molecular function: synaptic receptor adaptor activity; ionotropic glutamate receptor binding. The annotation marks the transcript as partial. Gene Ontology annotation, cellular component: postsynaptic density; postsynaptic membrane; dendritic spine. The record is from RefSeq and is a predicted model, not a curated record. The transcript is spliced from 9 exons.
UUGGUGAUCAGCACGGACUCGGUGGGCCGAAGGGCCUGUUUCCGCGCUGUGUCUCUAAACUAUAACACCUGUGCCCUGUGGAUUGUCCAGGUGAACGGCCAGAAUGUUGUGAAGGUGGGGCAUCGACAGGUAGUCAACAUGAUCCGUCAGGGCGGCAAUAACCUCAUGCUCAAAGUCGUCAUGGUGACUCGUAACCCCGACAUGGAGGAAGUUUCUAGGAAGAAAGUCUCGACGCAGAAUAAACGGUUAACUCCUCCAUCGAUCGCCCUGCGCUCGAAAUCCAUGACAUCGGAACUGGAAGAUCUCGAUUACGAGCCGCCACAGACGACGGAGAAGCGGCGGAAAGUUUACCAGAUGACCGGUUUGGACGAGAUCUUGGCAGCCGCCCAGCAUUCACUCGCCAAUGAUGACGGGCAGCGGUCAACCCAGCGCGCCCCCCGACACGGCCACCCCCCCCGCACCUACUACGGGGCAGAGACGCUGUACGGGCAGCCGGGCAUGUCCGUGAUGGCAGCGCCCAUCAGCUUUGACCGCCCCUAUCUGGCAGCUCAGCAGGGAAUGAUGCGUCAGAAAUCCAUGGGAGCCUCUGACGAGAGAAACAAUUCUUGUUGCCCCCGGCCUUCAAGUUUGCCCGCAGCCUGUCGGUGCCGAGUGCUGACGACAUCCCACCUCCCCCCACCACCGCUCCCCCCGACCCCCCCUUCAACCUGCCCCAGCCCCGCUCAGGCCCCCCACCCCCCUCCCCGCAGCCCCCGCCCCCUCCCUCCGCUCCCCCCGCCUUCAAACCCCGCGGGAGUGCCGGACCCGGGCCUGUACGCCAGCCUGCGCCACGGGUUGGUGGAGGGGCCGGGCAAGGCCGGGCGGCGAGAGAAGGCCCUGUCCUACCAACCGGGGCCCCCCGAGGACAGGCCGGUCCCCGGGCCCCCUCCACCCUCCCCCUCCGGUCCCUCAGCCUCCGCCGGGCCCCGGGGCCGGCGCUCGGAGUCGCGCUACGUGAACGCGGGGGCCCGUCUGUCUGGGGCAGCCAUGUACGUGCCCGCCAAGCCUCUGCGGCGCAAGGGCCCGCUGGUCAAGCAGUCGAAGGUGGAGGACGAGCAACAGCAGGACAAGACUUGCUCCAUCCCCAUCCCCACCAUCAUCAUCAAGGCCCCGUCCACUAGUAGUAGUGGCCGCAGUAGUCAGGGCAGUAGCGUGGAGACUGAGGUAGGGCCCGAACUAUCCCAGGCCCGAAACACCGUCGACUUCACCAGCCAAUUCGGGGCAGCGGUGGUGGGGGCAGCUCGGAGGGACAGGGAACGCUACAUGGAGGCCCGGCACAAAUCCGCCAUCUUCCUGUCCACUGAUGGCACCGAGACCCAGACCCAGGCCCAGGCUGCGGCCUCCUCCCGCCUGCCCCACUCCAAAUCCAUCGACGAGGCCAUGUUCAACAACGCCGAGGCCUUUGUCAACAUCGUGGCCUCGUCGGGCCGAGGGCCGGCUCGGGCCUACGCCAAGCCUGUGGCCACGGGCAGCGCCUUCAACGUCCUGCCCUCGGGCUAUGGGCAAAGGGGGGCAGCGGGCACCUUCAUCCACCCGCUCACGGGGAAGGUGCUUGACCCAGAGUCGCCCUUAGGCCUGGCCUUGGCUGCACGCCAGCGAUCUCUGCAGGACCAGCCCAGGCCUGAGGCCCAGAGCCAGACCCAGGCCCAGGCCCAGAACCAGACCCAGACCCAGACCCAGGCCCAGGCCCAGGCCCAGGCCCAGGCCCAGGCCCAGACCCAGGCCCAGGCCCAGGCCCAGGCCCAGGCCCAGGCCCAGGCCCAGGCCCGCUACAAAGAGCCAGGCCUGCCCGAGGCCAACAAGGCCCCUGGGGGAGGGGCCGCGGGGGUCCCUCCCCUUCAUAGGCCCGAGCAGGCCCCCUCCAACCCCCCCGGCACCAAGGAGGCUCCUCUCCCCCCCAAGGAGAACCCCCACCCCCGUCCCCGCCCCCCUCCCCUCCCCCCUCCCCCGGCCCCUGAGGCCCAGAGUCUGCCCACCCUCGACUCCACGGGCUCCAGCCUCACCUCCUACGACAGCGAGGUGGCCAACCUCACCCAGGCCCCUAAGGGCGAGGCUGGGGGCUGCCCCGAGCGGGGCCAGGUGGGGGCCCGAGCAGGGGGGGGCUGCCCUUCCUCCGGGGGGAGCCCCCCAGACGGGGUGGGGGACUCUGGGAUUGAGGAAGCGGACAGUCGGAGCGGGAGUGAGCAGCGAGUGGAGGCGGUCAGCAGUGCGUCCACUCUGUCCACUCUGUCCAGCCUCUCUGGCCUCUCCGGCCUCUCAACUGAGGGCAAUGGGCUGCUGGACACUUACAUCGCCUACCUGGAUGGCCACGUGUUAGGCCCGGAUAGGCCUGUGUUAGGCUCCGAUAGGCCUCUUGCCCCGGCCCUCUAUCCCGGGCCGGCCCCAGCCCGCCAAACCCCCCGUUCCUGCCCCCUCCCCCCCCCCCAGUCCAUGGCCUCCACCCACUGGGACGAGGGCCCCCUGGUGCAGGCAGUGGGCCCAGCCAUGGUCCCGGGGCCCUGUAUGGCCUCAGUCAAGGCCAGCAUUAUCAGUGAACUCAGCAACAAACUCCAGCAAAUGAGUGGCGGCCCCUGGAGCAGCGGGGCCCCGACCGGGAAACCCCCCGCACUGCGGCACAGGCUCUCGGACGACUCUGGCCUGGGCCUCAGGGGUCAGUGCUGGCCAAAGUCGGGCCCCCACGGCCACCGGACGCUGGAGUUCGAGAUGAAGUCACCCACACGCAGGUCCCCCAGCCCCUCCUUGGCCCACUGGGAGGGGCGACCCGGCCACCCCACCUCCACCCCCCGACCCUCCUCCCUGCCCAUCUUCCCCUCGGCCCUGGGGGGCGCCCCUCCCCCUCCCCCCCCCCCCUCGGUGGGCGUGGGGUUUGACCCCGCCCCGGGUAGCCGGGCCCACUCCCCGGUCGGGUUGGGGGGAUUCCAGUCCCCUCCGCCCGUGCCCCCCGACAAGCCAUUUGCUGCCAAGCCGCUGGCCUUCUGGAGCAAGUUCGACGUGGCGGACUGGCUGGACUACCUGCGGCUGGGAGAACACAAGGACCACUUCUUGGACAACGAGAUCGACGGCAGCCACCUGCCCUCCCUGCAGAAGGAGGACUAUGUGGAUCUGGGGGUCACCAGGGUGGGCCACCGCAUGAACAUUGAACGGGCCUUGAAGCAGCUGCUGGAGAGGUGAUCCCAGAUCCUGGAGGCUUCUCCCCCUACCUCCCCCUCCUUGCCCACCCCUUGUCCUCCCACCCCACCUCACCAGACCAACUCUACCCGAAGGAUGGCCAAUAUAUGAAGCCGGAAGCCAACAACCCCCCCUCCCCCGCACUCUACGAUGGGCGGUCAACGCAACCAACACUUGAGAAGAUGCCAACACUAAGGGCAACCAAGACUUUUGGGUCAAGGGCGACCAAGACUCUUGGGUCAAGGGCAACCAAGACUCUUGGGUCAAGGGCGG